Ictidomys tridecemlineatus (thirteen-lined ground squirrel) is the source of this 682-nucleotide messenger RNA. NCBI's taxonomy places the organism in Eukaryota, Metazoa, Chordata, Mammalia, Rodentia, Sciuridae. The record is from RefSeq and is a predicted model, not a curated record.
GAUACCGGAAGUGGGUGGGGUAAUAUGAAGGUGCUUCCGGCAGACCCCGGCGGCUGAAAGCCGGGGCAGAAGUGGUGGUCUGGAAAGAGACUUUCCUGUCCCGGUCCCGCCGAGGCGGCGACUGCGGUGGGAAAAAAGAGUUAUUGGACACGCUGGCCUAUCGCCGCUGUACAUUAUAGCCUCAUCUCAGCUCAAAAUGAACUAUAUGCCCGGCACCGCCAGCCUCAUCGAGGACAUCGACAAAAAGCACUUGGUUCUGCUUCGAGAUGGAAGGACACUUAUAGGCUUUUUAAGAAGCAUUGAUCAAUUUGCUAACUUAGUGCUACAUCAGACUGUGGAGCGUAUUCAUGUGGGCAAAAAAUACGGUGAUAUUCCUCGAGGAAUUUUUGUGGUCAGAGGAGAAAAUGUGGUCCUACUAGGAGAAAUAGUAAGUGAAAACUGUUAAGCUACUAUGGAUCUUGAUAUUCAUACUAGUUAGGUUUCUUUUGUCUUUUCAAGAGGAAAAAAAUAUUUUUCACAUAACACUGAGUUUGUUUAUCACAGGCACCAACCAAAUUAGGAAAGCUACCCAGAAAAAUUAACUUUGUUUCAGUGCCUUUGGGUAUUUAAAUAUUUUGAUCCCAUGAACAAAAUAUCAGUGAUUUUACCUGAUAUAAAAAUAUUGCUCUGGACUGGUGUUGUG